GCAUAUGUGAUAUGGCCAUUUAUUUCUCAAGCUAGAUAGCAUCCUUCACCUGCUAAAUCCUUUACUUUUUCUUCCCUCAGUUACAUGUGACUACCUUUCCCUCCAUAAUACUAAAACCAAAGGUCACGUUCUCCUUCUCCAGUUCCAGUUCUCCCUUCCUGCAUGUGCUCCCAAUUAAUUUUGUAUUAAUUGUUGCACACGUUACAUACAUACAUACACCAUGCCUGUAAACAUAACCUCCGUCAAAACUUCCUCCAAUGGAGUCUGGCAAGGCGAUAACCCUUUGGACUUCGCCUUCCCGCUCCUCAUCGUCCAAACCAUCAUCGUCCUCGUCCUCAGCCGCUCCCUCACUUUCCUCUUCAAACCUCUCCGACAACCUAAAGUCAUUGCUGAAAUUGUCGGUGGGAUUCUGCUAGGACCAUCAGCAUUGGGGAGGAGUGAGAGCUACUUGCACCGCAUCUUCCCAAAAUGGAGCAUGCCGACGCUGGAAUCGGUGGCCAGCAUAGGCCUUCUCUUCUUCCUCUUCCUCGUCGGCCUCGAGCUCGACCUCAACUCAAUCCGCCGCAGCGGCCGGAACGCCUUCACAAUCGCCGCGGUCGGAAUCUCCGCUCCAUUCAUCGGCGGCAUCGGCGUCGCCGUCGUCCUCCGCAAAACCGUCGAAGGCGCCGACAAGGUCGGAUUCGGCCAAUUCGUCGUCUUCAUGGGCGUCGCCCUCUCCAUCACAGCAUUCCCCGUCCUCGCCCGAAUCCUCGCCGAGCUCAAGCUCCUCACCACGCGAGUCGGCGAAACCGCCAUGGCCGCCGCCGCGUUCAACGACCUCGCCGCCUGGGUGCUCCUCGCGCUCGCAAUCGCGCUGGCAGGUAGCGGCGCCGACGGAGACGGCAAAAGCCCUCUGGUAUCCGUCUGGGUGCUCCUCUCCGGCGCCGCCUUCGUCGCCUUCAUGAUGGUAGUUAUCCGGCCAGUCAUGACACGCGUCGCGAGGCGGUGCUCCCCUGAAAACGACGUCGUUGACGAGGCUUACAUUUGCCUAACCCUCGCCGGCGUGAUGGUGUCAGGUUUCAUCACAGACAUGAUCGGAAUCCAUUCAAUUUUCGGGGCGUUUGUGUUCGGAUUGACGAUUCCGAAGGGUGGGAACUUCGCCGAGAAAUUGAUGGAGAGAAUUGAGGAUUUCGUUCUGGGAUUGCUGCUUCCGCUUUACUUUGCUUCCAGUGGGUUGAAAACCGAUGUGACGAAGAUUAGCGGCGGAAAAGCGUGGGGGCUUCUGGUUCUGGUGAUUUCGACGGCGUGCGCCGGGAAGAUUCUGGGGACGUUCGUGGUGGCCGUGAUGUGUAGGAUUCCGGUGAGGGAGUCGCUCACGCUUGGUGUGCUCAUGAACACCAAGGGACUCGUGGAACUCAUUGUGCUCAACAUUGGGAAGGAGAAAAAGGUAUUAAAUGACGAAAUAUUUGCAAUCCUGGUUCUGAUGGCUCUAGUGACCACCUUCAUGACAACCCCAAUAGUGAUGGCCAUAUACAAACCAGCUCGUGGCAUCAUAUCCAAGACAUGUCGCAAGCUGGGUGACCUCUCCACCCACUCAAUGGACCAAAAGGAGGCGGCCCAGCUCCGAGUCAUGGCCUGCAUCCACGGCCCAAGCAACAUCCCCUCCAUCAUCGGCCUCAUCGAAUCAACCUGCGGCACCAGCAACUCCCUCCUCAAGCUCUUCAUCAUGCACCUCGUCGAGCUCACAGAACGCUCAUCAUCCAUCAUGAUGGUCCAACGCGUUCGUAGGAACGGUUUCCCCUUCUUCAAUCGGUUCAAUCGUGGCGAGUGGUACAACCGGCUCGCCGGAGCCUUCCAAGCCUACAGUCAACUGGGCCGGGUCCAAGUUCGGUCCACUACCGCGAUCUCCUCUCUCUCCACCAUCCACGAGGACGUUUGCCACGUGGCGGAGGAGAAGAGGGUCACGAUGAUCGUCUUGGUGUUCCACAAACAGUGGAGGGUGGAAGCUGACGAGGACCACGACAAGGGUCAUGAGGUGGUGGAGAAUGUUGGACACGAGUGGAGAGGGGUGAAUCAGAGGAUUCUUAAGGACGCGCCUUGCUCUGUGGCUGUGCUCGUUGACCGAGGGUUUGGGUCCAAGACUUUGGGCCCAAAUGCCACAGAGGCCCAACGAAUCGGGAUUGUGUUCUUUGGUGGGCCUGAUGAUCGAGAGGCGCUGGAGUUAGGGAAGAAAAUGACUGAUCACCCAACAGUUGAAGUGACUGUUGUGAGGUUCGUUGAAAGAGAUGGGGAAGCUGACAACAUUGUGCUGCGCCAAUCACCCCACAGAAGUACUGAUGAUAGCUACAGCUUCUCAACGGCUAAAAUGAACCGCCAGAAGGAAAAAGAGUCGGAUGAGAAUGCGAUCGAGGAGUUUCAAAGUGUGAGGGAAGGGAAGGUGAAGUAUAUUGAGAAAGUUUGCGGCAACAUCGUGGAGGAGGUGUUGGCUAUAGGAGAAAGUGGGGAUUACGAUCUCAUAAUUGUUGGAAAGGGUCGGUUUCCAUCCACUAUGGUGGCAGAACUUGCAGAGAGGCACGCGGAGUACGCGGAGCUAGGCCCUGUCGGAGAUAUUCUAGCAUCAUCAACGGGACACAAGAUGAGGUCAUCGGUGUUAGUUAUUCAACAACAUGAUGUUGCGUUGAUGGAUGAGGCCCCUAUGUACAAGGUCAAGGUGCAUGAUGAAAAUAUUGUUGAUAAUUCAUCUUCCAAGGGAGAAAUUUCAAUAGCCAUCGAUAACGAUGUGUGAUAAUUUGUUGGGUGGUGGGGAUGAGGACAACAUCCAAGUAGCAUAUAUCUCAUAUGAAGCUUUAAAGUGAAUAAGUAAAUAUGUAAUUUUCCUUGAAUUUCAGUGGGUUAAUAUCAAUGGUGCAAGUUGAAUUAACAGUUAUUGGUUUGCA
This is a messenger RNA of Lotus japonicus, 2915 nucleotides long. RefSeq names its product cation/H(+) antiporter 20. Bases 221 to 2764 code for a protein of 847 amino acids. Gene Ontology annotation, cellular component: membrane; endomembrane system. Lineage: Eukaryota; Viridiplantae; Streptophyta; Magnoliopsida; Fabales; Fabaceae. Gene Ontology annotation, molecular function: antiporter activity. Gene Ontology annotation, biological process: proton transmembrane transport; regulation of pH. The record is from RefSeq and is a predicted model, not a curated record. The transcript is spliced from 3 exons.